CUACUGGGACCAAGAAACACCCAUUGAGAUUUUUCUCUCUCCUGUUCCACUUUUGCCCCUCAAAGUCAUCACGCUCCUCUCUCUCUGGUCUGCAAAAAAAAAAAAAAACUUUACAGUUCAGUUUUUAGAUCUAAGACCAACCAAAAAGAAUAUCUCUGAAGAAACAAAACAUAAUUAUUUAAAUUUAAUUGUUAUUAUAUUAAGUGAGGCCCUUGAACUGUACAUGAACUUAUAUCACCUCUUAUUCUGGGUCAUUAGAGUGUUCAAUCAUUGAAAGUAACUCAUAUCCAACUUGCUUUUUUUUCCCUUUUAUUUUAUUUUUUUUUCAUCUGGGCUUUUCAAACUUUUUCUUGGUUUAUUUUGUUUCUCAACCUCUUGGCUGCUUUUUUUUAAUAGAAAAAUGCAUUUUUAUUGAUCAGCAAUUCCUUUUGGGUAUGAUCUAGGGUUCUUGGAACUCUUAAAUUUUGAUAUAUUUUAAUGGAAUGUUUUAGUUUCCAUUACUAGUACCUAAAGUGCUUUAUGGGAUUCCUUCAUAUGGAUUCAAGUGUGUCAGUUUUUGGGAAGUAAUAAAUGCUUCAAUUAAUAGUCUGUCAUCGUUAUUUUGUUAAAUGUUCAUAAACUGUUUUGACCUCUUUUCUCUGUUUGAAGUUACAAACUUUAUAGUCUUGUUAAACAGAGUAUAUAAACUUCUUCAGUUUCUGCUUUUCUUUUUUGGGGUAAAGCUUACGCAAAGUGAUCUUCUUUCUUCUCAGUCUCUGUCUGUAUUUAUAUAUAAUAUAUAUAUAUAUAUAUAUUCCAAUUCUUUUAAAGGGUGUCCAACUGUUUGUUCUAAGUUCUCUGAGAAAUGUUCAUUUCAACUGAAAUUGAACAGAUCUCAUUGCCUUCAGUCAACGUAAAAGAGUCCUUCAAAUCAUCUCCCAUGGAAGCAAAUCCAGUUUCCCCUGAUGGGUUCCCAUUAGAUUCUGAAUCUCCUCCUCUUUCUACCAUCCAUACAGACGUAAGUAUUUUACCCGAGUACGAGAAGAGCGGGCUCCUUCAGUCCAUAUCAGACCUUGAAGGAGAAAUUGAACAGUUGAGGCUAAAGCACAGAUUGUGGAAUGAGAAGCGGAGAGAAGCAUUGAAUAAGAUACUAGACAUCAAAGGCACCAUUCGAGUGUUUUCUCGAGUUCGGCCAUUCCUUGCUGUGGAAAGACGAAAAAUUCCAGAACCUAUUUCAAUUGGAACAGAGAAGAUUACAGUGAAGUCAGCUGGAGUUAAGAAGGAGUUUGAAUUUGACAAGGUCUUUCCUCAAGAAGUAAACCAAGGUGAUGUUUUUGCUGAGGUGGAACCAAUUCUGAGAUCUGCACUAGAUGGCUAUAACGUAUCUGUUUUAGCAUAUGGUCAAACUGGCACAGGCAAGACCUUUACAAUGGAUGGCACCAAUGAGCAGCCGGGGAUCAUUCCCCGAGCUCUAAAGGAGCUCUUUCGCCAAGCCUCGUUGGAAGGUGAAAACCUCAAAGUUUCCAUGAGUAUGUUGGAGGUUUACAUGGGCAGCCUUAGAGAUCUACUCGCUCCAAGGCCAACUUCUAGAGUCUAUGAACCUGUUACUAGAAGCAAUCUCAACAUUCAAACAGAUCCAAAGGGGGGUGUGGAAAUUGAAGGGCUUACAGAAGUGCAAAUCCUUGAUUAUGCUAAAGCCAAAUGGUGGUACAACAAGGGGAAGCGAGCUCGAUCUACUUCAUGGACAAAUGUCAAUGAAACAUCCAGCAGGUCUCACUGCUUAACAAGGAUAACCAUAUUCCGGCAUGGCAAUGGAGCUGGAGCUAAAACAGAACUAAGCAAACUGUGGAUGGUUGACCUUGGAGGAAGUGAACGACUAUUAAAAACAGGAGCUAGUGGGCUAACACUUGAUGAAGGCAGGGCUAUAAAUCUUUCUCUUUCAGCUUUGGGGGAUGUUAUUGCUGCUCUAAGAAGGAAGCGUGGUCAUGUUCCAUACAGGAAUAGUAAACUAACUCAAAUUCUCAAGGACUCAUUAGGCGAUGCAUCGAAGGUGUUGAUGCUUGUUCAUGUCAGCCCAUGUGAAGAAGAUGUUGGAGAGACAAUAUGUUCUUUGUGCUUUGCAAAAAGAGCAAGAGCGGUAGAAUACAACAGAGAACAAGUGGAGGAUCUGAAGAAACAAAAAGAGAAAAGAAUCCAUGACCUUGAAGAGUGUAUGAGAGAAGCUGAAGAAGAAUGCCAGAAAGUUAAGAAGCAGAUACAGAAAGUUGAAUUCAUACUAAAUGAGAACAAAAAGCUGUACUCAAACACUGAACAACCACUUGAACAUGAAGAAGAAGAAGAAAUAGUUCUUUUGAGUCCAAAACAAGAUCUAAAGAAAGUAAAAGAACCCCAUAAAGAAACUAGAAGAAUCAUUUCUGGUUCAUUGCCAAGGUUCAUGACUUCAACAGUAGCCAGCCGCGAAAGGCAGAGCGCGGCUGAAAGAGAAAUUAUUGGAAGAGCAAGAAUUCUGAGAUCAGGGACCAAAAGUACUAUCCAUUUUACAACUUCUCAAUCAAUAAGCUAUCCGGAUCGUCGUUUCAAAGCAACUUUACAAAACUCAAACAGGAAAAAACAUGGUGUUGAGACUACUGCUGAUGAUGUUGUUCCCAACAACAUUGAGAGCCCAAAAUGCAAUGGCUCAGACUCCAAAUCAACAUUCUUGCCCAAAAGUAGGAUGGUAACAUCAUCUGAUUCUAACUUGAGAUCUACACUAAGUCGCCAUAGAAGAAGGAUGUCUAAUCUGAUUUAAAGUGUGAGAAGACAUAAAAUGCUUGACUUUUAGAGAGUAAUCUUGUGUGGUAUUUGUAAAAUGUGUGGUUUUCUUUUUUAUUUUUUGGUGGGGUGGGGAAAUUUGAAUGUUCACACAUACAUAUCCGAUAUGUACCAUUAUAUUAUGAUGGUGGUGCAUAGGUGGUGAUUCCACUAAAGUCUUGUUUUUUUUUUGAUACAUUUAAGUUUUGUUAUUCCCCUGAAAGCACACGACUUGUUGCUUGAUGGUGGUGGUGGUGUUUGUUUUUCCUUUUUUUUUUUAUUUAUUAUAUAUAUUUAAGGUAACAUUUAUGGU
Messenger RNA from Cannabis sativa, 3082 nucleotides. Its product is annotated as kinesin-like protein KIN-14U. Lineage: Eukaryota; Viridiplantae; Streptophyta; Magnoliopsida; Rosales; Cannabaceae. The record is from RefSeq and is a predicted model, not a curated record. The coding region runs from base 845 to 2767 and encodes 640 amino acids. Gene Ontology annotation, molecular function: ATP binding; microtubule motor activity; microtubule binding. The transcript has 10 exons. Gene Ontology annotation, biological process: microtubule-based movement.